AUGACAAAUGAUAAUGACAGUUCUAUUCGAAGUGAUUGCAAAUGCACGUGCAUUCGGUUAAUCGGUUUUAAACUUCCCAUAAAAAUACCUCUUUUUUUUUUCUUAUAUUUGCUUAAAUAUAUUGCCCGUAUAAGAUUUGUUAUUAAUUGGCCACAAUGGAUGUACUAUCUCGACCAGCCGACGAAUUUGUUAACGAUGAGACCCUGGAACACAUGUGGGCUGCUAGAGCCAUGGAACAUAGUGACAUUUACUUUAAUGUUUUGUGCUCAGUGGACACCAGAUGGCUGCGACUGACCCCUCAUGACGAUCUGAUCUACACACACUUCAGACAAGAUUUUUCAGAUUUAGAUGUAAAAUACAUCAAAGAAGAUGAAAUCAAGAACAAUACAAACAAAGCUAGAUGGAGAUUAUUUUGCGAAAAGUUCAAAACAAUUGUUGAGGACUACAGUUUUGGCACCUUAAUGCGAGCAGAUACUAAAGGUGAUUAUUCAGAAGAAAACACGAUUCUUGUACCUAGAGUUCAGUUUUACGCUAUAGAAAUUGCAAGAAACAGAGAAGGUUUGAACAACGAAGUCAAGAAACGAUACAAAUGUGCGUCCAAAUCAAAUCUUCAGACAGAACAUAAAACUGAAGUCGCCGUCUAAAGUUUUUGAGCCAAAUGAGAAAUAAAACCUGCCAGUAAUUUUAAUUAGAUUGUAUUGUUCUAUAAUACAAUAUAUGCUUUGAAAGAUGACAUAACUAUUGUUUAUGUAUUAGAAUAGAAUAAUAAGUAAUAACAAAAUGGCCUAUUAUCCAAAUAUGCAUCAUCUUUCAUGGCCCAUAUUGGAAACUGAUAUGUAUUGAGUAAAGGGCCCAUAAGACACUAUUAUACAUAAUAAGGUUAAAAUUUAAGAUGUAGCAAGCAGCUCGCCCAUUAAAUAAUAAUUAUUCCUAAAAAAGUUAAAACUUCCUAUGCUUUGAGUGGCUUUAUUUGAAGCUGAAAUAUGUUUUGUCACUUUCACACUUUUCACAGAAAGUGACGAAACAAAUUUAGUAGGUACCUAUGUUUUAACUUUUUAUGAAUAACGUAUUUUAUAAGUCUAUAGUAUUUUCAUAAUGCGUAAACAAAAUCUAAACUUGGAGACCAUGAUGUAACAUUUGAUAGCUUUAGCUAAUACAUAAUUUGGUUCUUUGUUUAAGCUGUAAUGUGUACCUAUAUUCAAGUAUAAUGCAUGUAACCUGCCCUAGUAAUAUUUGGCUUAAGUAAGCUAUAUCGAUAAAACUUUCCAUUUAUAUUAAAUAAUCAUCUUAAUAAUUUUAAUGAGACUGAAAGGAGCUCAGUAAUCUUUGAUAUUUGCAUGUGGUUUGUAGAACUAUAUGUGACAUUUUCCACAUUGAUCCAUCCAUUUUAAUCAUCCAUUAGGGAUGAUGUCCUUGUGUUGCUCAUUGUAGACCUUAUAAAUCCAAAGUCUUGUCUGUCUGUCACGUUUUUCGGCUAGACCUAGGCCCGUAUUUGGUGAAAUUUGUAGAUAUGACCUGGAGUCAAAAAUAGGCUACCGCAGGCGGAGCUCCAAGCAACAGCUAGUUUUAGUUAAUUUCCAAUCUCACUGGUAGUUCCACAAAGAAUUACGCGUUAGAACAACACAAAACUUGCUUUAUUAUAUUUAAAAAUAACAGUAGGUAUAUUUACUAGAUAAAGUUCGCUUGCUAUUUGUGUGAGUGAAAAAAUGAAUGAGGUGCUCAAUUUCUCAUACAUUUUUAUACAAAUAAACUUUGAAUAUCAUCA
Molecule: messenger RNA, 1765 nt
Organism: Plodia interpunctella (Indianmeal moth)
Lineage: Eukaryota; Metazoa; Arthropoda; Insecta; Lepidoptera; Pyralidae
Exons: 3
Coding region: 156-644 (162 amino acids)
Cellular component (GO): cytoplasm
Source: RefSeq, a predicted model, not a curated record